AUGGGUCAGCCGAAUGUGGACGGCCGGACCGAGGCUAACUUGGGGCUACUUCAGGCUAACUUGGGGCUACUUCAGGCUAACUUGGGGCUACUUAAGGCUAACUUGGAGCUACUUCAGGCUAACUUGGGGCUACUUCAGGCUAACUUGGGGCUACUUCAGGCUAACUUGGAGCUACUUCAGGCUAACUUGGGGCUACUUCAGGCUAACUUGGGGCUACUUCAGGCUAACUUGGAGCUACUUCAGGCUAACUUGGGGCUACUUCAGGCUAACUUGGAGCUACUUAAGGCUUACUUGGAGCUACUUCAGGCUAACUUGGGGCUACUUCAGGCCGCCAACAGUGAUGAAACUGAUGUUGCAGACGUUCCCCCUCCCACUAAUGCUAGAACUGAGCAUACUGUGGUCCCCAGUCGUGACGAUAUUGUUUCAGACAUGCUCUCAGUCUUCUGCAACACAUCGGCGAUGUCUGUGAGGUACAAAGUAGCUGGCGCGUGGCAGGCUACCCUGACAGACCCCUCUUGCUCUGUUGGCUUCGUUAACAACACCUACUUCAUCACGACAGCGUUUUACACGUGUUCAACAACCCGAACUGAAACUACAAGAACAACGUCCUUCGUCAACCAGCUUCUGUUCCGCUCCUUGAACAGUGGUGUCACCAGGAGGUUCACUCGCUCCGUCACCUGCACAUUCCCGCGCUCCCCACUCGUAUACAGAAGUAUUGGCGUGUUGAGCUAUGGGCACCCGCUACACAGGAACACCACAGUGUGGAUGGAUAUUUACAAAGGAAGUGAGCGAAUGUCCGUGUACCCCGUCAGUGUAGACUAUUCUAACUCCUUCACCAUCCUAUUCACGACAUCAGAUCCCAGAUGGGCCCCUUACCUCCAACCACGUGACUGCUUUAUUGCCCCCUCCAAGGAGGACCGGAAGAGGUUUCCCCUCAUCACAAACACGUGUCCACACAGUACAGUGAACAUGACCCGCACCAAGAGAGGCAUCUACAUGUUCGUCACCCCCAGGUAUAACCUGACGUCCGCCACCAAAGCGCACAUAUUCUGUACAGUUGGGAGGUGUAAUCCCCGUUCCUGCCGGCCAUGCCAGGUCCAGCAUUCUCUCCCGCUGAACCAACUGCUCGAGCUCCAACAAGGUCCCUUCAUCAUGACGCCAUCUGCAGGACUAAAGCUUUUGAGCAGCACCACACAAUCAACGUCACAUUUUACAGUGUCCUCUACCAGUAGUGUGUCUAGCAGUAGCCUGACUAGUACUAACAAGGAGUUGCGCACUGGUGUAACGGAGGGGAAACCAGUCACUACAGAGGACAGUCUGAAUGGCCACCAUCCCCGUCCUAAUGGUGAAAACCGUAAUGCCGAGGUUGAUGCGAAAGAGUCUCCCCCAGGUGUAACAUUGAACCCUAAUUGGACAUCAUCUCACUCCGUCCGGAGCUCGGACACAAGUCGGACACCAUCUCUACCCGUCCGGAGCUCGGACUCAAAUCGGACACCAUCUCACCCCAGCGAAAGUGCUGAAGUCCCAAUGGAGAUACCAAUUCCAAGAAGCGAGUCUGGUGUUUUGGAAAUGCCCUCUCAGAAUGAGACGUCCAAUGUCAGUGGCACGCUGUCAACAGGGACAGCGGUUGGCGUUGGAGUCGGUGUCGUCAUGGUGUCGGUCAUGGCUAUAACACUCGCCAUCAUGAAAUACGGCCCAGGUGUCAAAAUCUUCAAACGAGGCAGCGGGAGGAAUCCUUAG
Haliotis rubra (blacklip abalone) is the source of this 1740-nucleotide messenger RNA. RefSeq lists its product as uncharacterized. The record is from RefSeq and is a predicted model, not a curated record. The transcript has 8 exons. Lineage: Eukaryota; Metazoa; Mollusca; Gastropoda; Lepetellida; Haliotidae. Bases 1 to 1740 code for a protein of 579 amino acids.